AUAUCCUCUCCGCUGAACGUUUCUAAAAGUCUCGCUUCUUUCGCGUUUUUCCCGCUCUCCUCUGCUCCACCACACUCCAGCCAGCACACACACAAACUGUGAGAGAUAGAGAGAGAUGGCGGCGUCGGCUGCUCUAAGAGGCUGUGUGGUGGUGUUCCCGAGCCUCCUCUCGUCUUCCAAAUCUCAGUUCGCUAACUCGCUCGCCCUCCCCGGCACGAACACCUCGUCCCGCAUCUCCAUGUCGGCCGAGUGGAUGCCCGGCCAGCCCCGCCCCCCCUACCUCGAUGGCUCCGCUCCUGGCGACUUUGGUUUCGACCCACUUCGACUAGGAGAGGUCCCAGAGAAUCUAGAGAGGUUCAAGGAAUCCGAGCUCAUACACUGCAGGUGGGCGAUGCUUGCCGUGCCAGGGAUCUUGGUGCCGGAGGCACUAGGGCUGGGCAACUGGGUACAAGCUCAAGAGUGGGCAGCCAUACCCGGUGGACAGGCAACGUACUUAGGCAACCCCGUCCCUUGGGGCACCCUACCGACCAUCCUUGUCAUUGAAUUCCUCGCCAUUGCUUUUGUGGAGCACCAACGCAGCAUGGAGAAAGACCCGGAGAAGAAGAAGUACCCAGGCGGAGCCUUUGAUCCUCUGGGCUAUUCCAAGGAUCCCGAAAAACUCAAGGAGUACAAGAUCAAGGAGAUCAAGAAUGGUCGCCUUGCUUUGUUGGCCUUUGUUGGGUUCUGCGUCCAGCAAUCAGCUUACCCUGGAACAGGACCGUUGGAGAAUCUGGCAAACCACUUGGCUGAUCCAUGGCACAACAACAUUGGCAAUGUCAUAAUCCCCCGAUCCAUCUUGCCAUAAUCUAGUGACCUUUAUCCUGCUGCACUGUAGAACUUCUUUUGAGCAUCUUAGAAGCUGUUGUAUCUUGUUGAUUUAUGCAAGUUGGUGUCACAGUGUGUAUCUGCAUUGUCUUGUAUUUAACAUCAUGAAAACAUUCUCACAUCGAACGUUUCUGCUAUGAAGAACCAUCUCCAUAAAAA
Elaeis guineensis (African oil palm) is the source of this 1023-nucleotide messenger RNA. RefSeq names its product chlorophyll a-b binding protein 6, chloroplastic. Gene Ontology annotation, cellular component: membrane. The record is from RefSeq and is a predicted model, not a curated record. Lineage: Eukaryota; Viridiplantae; Streptophyta; Magnoliopsida; Arecales; Arecaceae. Gene Ontology annotation, biological process: photosynthesis, light harvesting.